Molecule: messenger RNA, 537 nt
Organism: Sphenostylis stenocarpa
Lineage: Eukaryota; Viridiplantae; Streptophyta; Magnoliopsida; Fabales; Fabaceae
Source: the annotation of a GenBank genome assembly
AUGGUUGCAGUCAGGUUUCACCAGUACCAGGUGGUAGGAAGGGCUCUUCCUACCGAAUCCGAUGAACAUCCUAAGAUCUAUCGCAUGAAACUCUGGGCCACCAACGAGGUCCGUGCCAAAUCCAAGUUCUGGUAUUUCUUGAGAAAGUUGAAGAAGGUCAAGAAAAGCAAUGGACAAAUGCUAGCAAUCAAUGAGAUUUUUGAGAAGAAUCCUACCAAGAUUAAGAACUACGGAAUAUGGCUGCGUUAUCAGAGUCGUACUGGUUAUCACAACAUGUACAAGGAAUACCGUGAUACGACUCUGAAUGGUGGUGUUGAGCAAAUGUACAAUGAAAUGGCAUCUCGUCAUAGGGUGAGGCAUCCAUGCAUCCAGAUAAUUAAGACUGCCACCAUCCCUGCCAAGCUGUGCAAAAGGGAGAGCACCAAGCAGUUUCACAAUUCUAAAAUCAAGUUCCCUUUGGUCUUCAAGAAGGUUAGGCCCCCAUCUAGGAAGCUCAAGACAACAUACAAGGCAUCCAGGCCAAACCUGUUUAUGUGA